Danio aesculapii is the source of this 875-nucleotide messenger RNA. Its product is annotated as ferritin, middle subunit-like. Gene Ontology annotation, molecular function: ferrous iron binding; ferric iron binding. The transcript has 4 exons. The record is from RefSeq and is a predicted model, not a curated record. NCBI's taxonomy places the organism in Eukaryota, Metazoa, Chordata, Actinopteri, Cypriniformes, Danionidae. Gene Ontology annotation, biological process: iron ion transport; intracellular iron ion homeostasis. Gene Ontology annotation, cellular component: cytoplasm. The coding region runs from base 121 to 648 and encodes 175 amino acids.
CAGCUUCAGGAAGAUCUGGAGAGGUUCUUGCUUCAACAGUGAUUGAACGGAACUUUGAUCCCGUCGAAAUAUUUUUUUUUGUUCAGCGAUAUUGGUAAUACAACAAUAAAACCCGCAGAGAUGGAAACUUGUCAGAUCCGCCAGAACUACGACAGCGACUGCGAGGCUUUGAUCAACAAGAUGAUCAAUCUGGAGCUUUACGCUGGAUAUACCUACACCUCCAUGGCUCACUACUUCGAACGGGACGAUGUGGCUCUUCCUGGAUUUGCCAAGUUCUUCAAGAAGAACAGCGAGGAGGAGCGCGAACAUGCUGAGAAAUUCAUGGAGUUCCAGAACAAGAGAGGUGGACGCAUUGUCCUUCAGGACAUCAAGAAGCCUGAUCGUGAUGUGUGGGACAACGGACUGACUGCUAUGCAGUGUGCUCUUCAGCUGGAGAAGAACGUCAACCAGGCUCUGCUGGACCUGCAUAAAGUCACUUCUCAGAAGGGAGACCCUCAUCUGUGUGAUUUCCUGGAGACUCACUACCUGGAUGAGCAGGUUGAGGCCAUCAAGAAGCUUGGUGACCACAUCACUAACCUCUCCAAGAUGGAUGCUGGAAACAACAGGAUGGCGGAGUACCUGUUUGACAAGCACACCCUGGACAGCUAAAUACAGACCUCUGAUCAUCUGCAUGCUCCAAUGUGGCCCUCUAUUAUAUGCUGUUUUAAGGGUACAAUAUGCCUAUGACACAGCUCUUAUCUAAAACUAUUUCAACAGCUAAAAGGUUUAAAUCAAGUUAUUAUUAUAAAAUGGUGCGGUUUUACUAGUUCUGUUCAUGUUAUUAUCUCUUGAUGUACACUAAUUGUGUUGGUGAAUUUGAUGAAUAAACCUUUUGG